CAGGAAUUGCGUCUGAUAAUAGUACGAUUAUAUUUUCAGGAACCAGCCAAGCAACCCCUCAUGUUACAGGAAUGAUAACUUUGAUAAUUGCAACAAGUGGAAAUUUACCUCCAGAUCAAAUGAGUGCUGCUAUUGAUAAAUUAGCAACACCAGAUGUAGUUACUGGUAAUAUUCAGGGUUCGCCAAAUAAAUUUGUACGUGUUCCGUUCUGUACUCAAUCCCAAAAAGGUCCAAAAGAAACUCAUUCCCCAAAAAGUCCAAAAGAUAAAAAAUAUCAUCAUUAA
Messenger RNA from Racocetra persica, 284 nucleotides. The record is from the annotation of a GenBank genome assembly. NCBI's taxonomy places the organism in Eukaryota, Fungi, Glomeromycota, Glomeromycetes, Diversisporales, Gigasporaceae.